This is a messenger RNA of Megachile rotundata (alfalfa leafcutting bee), 680 nucleotides long. It is a transcript of the gene Rfk, whose product is annotated as Riboflavin kinase. Lineage: Eukaryota; Metazoa; Arthropoda; Insecta; Hymenoptera; Megachilidae. The record is from RefSeq and is a predicted model, not a curated record. Gene Ontology annotation, biological process: FMN biosynthetic process; riboflavin biosynthetic process. Gene Ontology annotation, cellular component: mitochondrion. Gene Ontology annotation, molecular function: riboflavin kinase activity.
UACAUUACAUUAUUUAGAAAAACAUUUACACAUUAUACAAAUAAAUUUAAACGAAAAAAUAUGUAAACAAGCUGUAUACCUACGUCAUAUAACCAAAUCUUUAUCUACUUUUAAGACUAUAUAUUAUGAAUCAUUAGAAACACGGCAAUAGUAACUCGUUAGUACGAUACCAAAAUUCAUUAUGUGUACCAAAAACUUACCGUAUUUUUUAUCUGGAUUGGUGGUUAGAGGUUUUGGCAGAGGUUCUAAAGCUUUAGGAAUACCAACAGAAAAUAGUCUAGGAUCUUCAAAUCUUGAAGAUAAGGUAGUUAGCACUUUGCCUGAUAAUUUUAAUACUGGGGUUUAUUAUGGAUGGGCUUCUGUAGAUGGAAAUGUUCAUAAAAUGGUUGCAAGUGUUGGUUGGAACCCAUUUUAUAAAAACGAAAAAAAGACAGUGGAAGUACAUUUGCUCCAUAAAUUUGAAAAAGAUUUUUAUGGAAGUCAAAUUAAAGUAAUUUUCUUAGGUUACAUACGACCCGAGCAAGAUUUUACUUCCGAAGGAGAAUUAAUUAAGGCAAUAAAAAAUGAUAUUGCCUUUGCUGAACAACAACUCCAGCAGGCAGACUUAAAUGCUUAUAAAAAUGAUAAAUAUUUUACAGAAUAAUAAUAUAUAUAAAUGUUUAUAUUAAAUUGCAUACUCU